AUGCUGGCACAAAUCUACAAAGUCAAGGCCACGCGUGCCCAGAGGGAGGGAAGUCUGACGUUUGCGAAGGCUCUGGCUUCGCUCACGAAGCUCGAGAAACUCGACCUGAGUGACAACACCUUUAAGGCCCAGGGAGGCGAGGCUAUUGCUGCUGCAGUCAAGAACAUGCCCAACUUGGUGGAGAUCAACCUUCGUGAUGCUGCCAUUGAGGACGAUGGCUUGGUGGCUAUUGCGGAUGCGCUACGAGAGGGUGGUGCAGCCAGGGGAAUUACGGCGUUGGAUGUUUCGGGUAACGACCUGACUGCUGCGAGUAUGCCGACACUGGGACAGAUGCUGCGUGAUAGCGCAGCUCUGCGUGUGCUACAGGUGGAGGAGAACGAGAUCGGAUCUAAGGGCGCUAAGGCCAUUGCCAAGUCUCUGAAGGUCGGAUCUCCGGCGCUGGAGAAGGUUGUUGCUAAUAUGAACGAAAUUGGCGCAUCUGGCGCUCUUGCGCUCGUUAAGGCUGUUGUUGACAAGAAGGCGUUCGUGAAGCUGGACAUUGAUGGCAACCAGAUUUCGGCGGGUGGCGUGGCGAACAUUGAGUCGCUGCUGGAGAGCAACAACAAGAGUGACGUGCUCGGCUCGCUGGAGGACAAUGACGAUGACGAAGAGGAAGACGAUGAGGAAGAAGAGACUUCGGUGGAGGACGUGACGGUCAUGCUAGACAAAGUGACGAUUUCAGACGCGAGCUUUGAAUUCGAGAACAAAAGUCGUGAAGUUGUUGAUGCUGCUCGUGCGCUGCAACUGCUAGAAGCUUCUGGGAUCAAAGUGAACGAGCGUUCGCCGCUGCAUUUCAAGUCCAUUUCUCUGCGUGGAAAGAGCUACACCGACUCCGGCGCGAAGGUCAUCGCAGACUCGUUCCUGUCGCGCUUGCAGAGCGACCUCAAAGUGGUGGACCUGGCUGAUGUGAUCGCUGGCCGCCCAGAGGACGAGGCACUUCGCGUCCUCUCAGUCAUGUGCCACGCACUUCGCGGCCAUGCUCUAGAUGAGAUCGACCUCAGUGAUAACGCUCUCGGUGAGAAGGGUGUGCGGGCCUGCUUCGACCUGCUGAUCCCACAGCCAACGCUCCGCCGUCUCCUGUUCUGCAACAACGGCAUUUCGGCUGCUGCUGCCAGUGUGAUCGCACAGGAGAUCGUGCUGCAGAAUGGCAAGGAUGCCCAGUCUACGCUGGAAGAGUUCCACUUCUACAACAACAUGAGUGGCCACGACGGUUGUGUGGCGGUGGCUAACGUCCUCGCGCAGUGCAAGAAGCUAACGCUAUUGCGCUAUGCCAGUGCCCGUGCUGGCCCGGAGGCGAGCGAGGAGAUGGCACGCAGUGUGAACACGCACCUGCGUCAACUCAAAUCGCUUGACCUGAGCGAUUGCUCGUUCGAAGAAGAUGGCGCCACGCAGCUCGCGGAGGCCAUCAGCAAGCAGCCGAACCUUCAGUACCUCAAGCUGCGAGAUGCUUCACUGUGUGCUGAAGCGGUUUUGAGUGCUGACAGCCUCCCGGCCCUCGAAGAACUCUCGCUGUGUGGGAACGAGAUCACGGCCAAGGGUGCGAUUGCUGUCGUGGACACCUUCGUACCGACUAAGAUGGCUCUUGUACGUGUGGAACUCGACACGAACAUGAUCUCUGACAAGGGCGUGGAGCACAUUAAGGCCUCGCUGGCCAAACAGGGCAAAGCCAAUAUUCUGGGCUCGCUAGAGGAGAACGACGGCGACGAGGAGAGCGACGACGAGUAG
This is a messenger RNA of Phytophthora nicotianae INRA-310, 1764 nucleotides long. RefSeq lists its product as hypothetical. The record is from RefSeq and is a predicted model, not a curated record. The coding region runs from base 1 to 1764 and encodes 587 amino acids. Gene Ontology annotation, molecular function: protein binding; GTPase activator activity. The transcript is spliced from 3 exons. Lineage: Eukaryota; Oomycota; Peronosporomycetes; Peronosporales; Peronosporaceae.